This is a messenger RNA of Nasonia vitripennis (jewel wasp), 3828 nucleotides long. Its product is annotated as TBC1 domain family member 13. The transcript has a single exon. Bases 2421 to 3602 code for a protein of 393 amino acids. The record is from RefSeq and is a predicted model, not a curated record. Gene Ontology annotation, biological process: activation of GTPase activity; intracellular protein transport. NCBI's taxonomy places the organism in Eukaryota, Metazoa, Arthropoda, Insecta, Hymenoptera, Pteromalidae. Gene Ontology annotation, molecular function: GTPase activator activity.
UCGCUGCGAUAGAUGCUUAAAUCAGCUGUUGGGAAAAGAAAAAGUUAAAUUGCAAAAACGUAUUGUAUUAUUUUGUAUAGAACUUAUAUUAUAGUCUUUUGUUCUACAAUAGGCCAUAGCUUUAAUGUUAUGUGAGUUGAGAUAGAUUCUUUCAUGAUAAAGCAAUAUAAAUUUUGCAAGUAAUAAGUUGAUAGUAACAAUGUAUUCAAGAUUGAAAACAAGUGCGCAUAAUAAAAAUAAACAGGAAGUUUCUGAUGUUAUUGGGACAAGUAAUCAUAAAGUUAUACUAAAAUUGUUAAUAUUAGUGGUUUUGAUGCUUACUGGCAUUAAUACAGUGUUAAUAACACAAAAAUAUCUCUAUUCUGAUUAUCAUGUUGUUGCAUUGGAGCAAAGUCAACCAUUAUUUCAUACAGUAUCUAACAAGUUUCUAUCAUUUGGAUUGGAUUCUUCUCUUUUGAGAAAUAUGAAUAAGUUGCCAAUUAAUCAAGAAAAAUUUGUAAAUCUUGCUCGUCACCUUAGUCCAGCUUAUGUUAGAGUUGGAGGCACCGCUGCAGACUAUCUCUAUUUUGUUAAAAUCAGUUCCAUAACAGAAACAACAACUGAAAAAUCAAAUUUAUCAAAAAACAAAUGUGUAGAUGGACAGGAUAUAACUUAUUUUACAUUAGCAAGUGAUGACUUUCUUUCACUGUACAAAUUCACACAGAAAGCUCGGAUAAGAAUGGUAUUUGAUUUGAAUACUUUAUUGAGGAAUGAAGAUGGUACUUGGAACAGUGACAAUGCUAGAGAAAUUAUACUUUUUGCCAAAGGUCAUGGAAUGGAACUUGAUUGGCAAAUGGGAAAUGAACCGAAUUCAUUUUUUCAUGUAUUCAAUAUCACGGUUUCAGCAGAACAACUUGCUCAAGAUUACUGUGAACUACGAAGUAUGCUCAAUAAUUUGGGUUAUAAAGACAGCAUUCUAGUUGGCCCUGAAGCAAAUCACAUGGGAGAUGAUCAGCAUCCUGGACAAGUCUAUCUCAAGAACUUUUUGGAGAAUGUUAAAGAUUGCAUUGAUUAUGCCACUUGGCAUCAAUAUUAUCUCAAUGGUCACGUAGCUAAAGUAAAAGAUUUUAUAGAUCCAAAAGUAUUUGAACGCUUGCCUGUUCAAAUUAAGACUGUGUCAGAAUCAAUAAAGUCAAGUAGUCAAGAUCUAUCUAUGUGGAUCUCAGAAACAAGUUCUGCAUUUGGUGGAGGUGCUCCAGAGUUAUCUGAUCGAUUUGUGGCAGGAUUUUUAUGGCUUGACAAAUUGGGCAUCAGUGCUAAAAUGGGUGUUCAAACUGUAAUAAGACAAUCCUUUUAUGGUGGCUAUUAUGCAAUGAUUGGACCAGAUCUUGAACCUAAUCCUGAUUGGUGGGUAGCAGUGUUGUAUAAAAAAUUUGUUUCAGAAAAGGUGCUGGAAUUGAAAAUGCCAAACAGUAGAGAUGAUUUACGUUUGUAUGCACAUUGUGGUGCAAAAUCGAACUCUGCAAAGAGCUUAUCUACUGCUACUAUUUAUGGAGUGAACUUGAGUAAAAUGCAAACAAAAAUUUACUUAUCACAUCUCUCACAGGGAGCAAAAAUUUUAUCUUAUAUUCUCACAUCAGAUGAGUUACAAUCAAGAAACAUUUAUUUGAACAAUCAAAUUUUAAAAUUACAAGAUGAUGGAAAAUUACCAAAAUUUAAACCAAAAGAAAUAAAUGAAAAUGAACCAAUCAUCUUGCCCCCCUAUUCAAUGAUAUUUAUAGUAAUAAAGAAUGCUAAAAUUUCAGCAUGUUUAUAAAUAAUGUAUUGAUCUGAGAUAAUGCUGCGAUAACAUUUCGUUAUUUUUUUACAAAUUGUAAUGCAUACUUUUAUAACUAUAACAACGAAUAUAAAUAUUUGAUAGCAUCUUCAAAAAAUAUAAUAUCCGUGUUAAAAUUUGUAUACCAAACAUAAUUUUUCCAAUAAAAUUUUAUAUUAAAAUUCAAAUACUUAUAAAACAUCUCUUGAAAAUUUUUCGCCAAUUUUAAUGAAAAAAAAAAAAAUUAAAUAUUUAUGUACCACAAAUUAAGGCAGAGUAUGGGCUGAAAGGCUUGAAAGGUGAAUAUUCGAAAAGCCCGCGCUUCGGCACACGCAGUGCCAUAUCUGCAAGGAAUGUCACUACUCCAAAAAAUAAAAUUUCUCAUCAGCUGUUCACUCUUCUAUCCGCCGAUGUUUACAAUAUACCCACGAGCAUCUCGUCCAUGAGGCGUUCGCUCAUCGUCCAUUCGUCAAAUGAAAUGUUGAUAAAGCCACAGCUCGAGGGAGUAACCACAGCUGUGCGAUGAUAAUUUAGCCAGUGUCUAUACCCGCAAUCACGCCAUGCAGUCAUUGAGACGAAUGUAAUGUAACGAGCUUACGAAGCAAUAAAAAGAGAAAACCUAGAAAUGAGUAUUUUGAAGAGGAAGAUUCAGGAGUUCGAGGACAUGUUGUCGGCGAGUGAAGUGGACGCGUAUCAACUUCGCCGGCUAUGUUUCAACGGUAUCCCGGACGAGGGCAGCCUCAGGCCGCUAUGCUGGAAGCUGCUGCUCAACUAUAUACCUUACACCAGGGAAAAGUGGGAUGAGACUCUAGCCAGGAAGAGAGAGCUUUACAAGUCCUUCAUCGAUGAUCUCAUUGUCAUUCCUGGAGAGUCAAAUCUGGAGACUGGCAGAGUGGAUGUGACCACUGAUGAUCAUCCAUUGAAUCUUGAUCCGGACAGUAAGUGGCAGACGUUUUUCAAAGACAACGAAGUGCUGCUGCAAAUCGAUAAGGAUGUCAGAAGGCUGUGCCCUGAUAUAUCUUUCUUUCAGCAGGGCAGUGAGUAUCCUUGCGAAGCCAUUGUGCACAGCAAUGGUCAGAAGAGACUGCACCAGAGAGUUCACCACACUGUGUUAAAGAGUGCCAGUGUGGAGAGGAAGGGUCUGGGAGUGACUAAGAUCGCUGUUUCCGCAAGAAAGGCUGCAGAGGAUUAUGCACCACUCGAGGGUGGCGAGGCCCACUGGGAAGUGUUAGAAAGGAUCUUGUUUCUUUAUGCUAAGUUGAAUCCCGGCCAGGGAUAUGUUCAGGGUAUGAAUGAGAUUGUUGGACCUAUUUACUAUGCCUUUGCUUGCGAUCCUGACCAGAAGUGGCGGGAGCAUGCAGAAGCUGACACUUUCUUUUGCUUCACAAAUCUCAUGGCAGAGAUCAGAGAUUUUUUCAUCAAGUCCCUGGAUGAAGCCGAGUUUGGGAUCAAUGCCAUGAUGAGCAAACUCAUGCAGGAGGUAAAGUCAAGCUGUUAUGAGAUUUGGAUGCGACUCAAUCAGCAGGAGCUGUGUCCGCAAUAUUACAGUUUUCGAUGGUUGACUCUGCUGUUGUCCCAGGAGUUUCCUCUUCCCGAUGUUAUGAGGAUAUGGGACUCUCUGUUUUCUGAUGAAAAUCGCUUUGACUUCUUGAUUCACAUUUGCUGUGCAAUGAUUCUCCUCUGUAAGGAUCAAAUACUUAGUGGUGACUUUGCAGCCAAUGUUAAAUUGCUACAGAACUUUCCGUCUACCGAUGUACAGAUUGUAUUGACUAAAGCAGCUGAGUUAGCGGAUAGAUCUUCACUUUAGUGUAAAGCUAUACACUCAAAAGACUUGAAUGAGAUGAAUUUUUAUUAAGAGCAAAUACAUGCAUUUUUGUAACUUGUAUAUUUUGAAAUAAGUAAAUGCUCAGAAAUUUAUAUGUUAAUAAAAAACACUUCUUCCCAAAAUUUUAUACAAAACUCAUUUUUAUUAUUAUGUACAAUUUGUAUCAUCUUAUAACAUUUAUAAGAAAUAAUACAUGACAUGUAAAUCA